AUUCUAAUCAUGCACUCCACGUUGUACAUAUUUAAAAUUAAUUUUAGCCGUAGUACAUUUUUCCACCAUGUUUAGUAACCGAUCUCUAAAAAUAUUUCCCUUUCUCAUACAAAUAAUCCGCUCUUUGUCUCCAAUAUCCGCCCAAACUUGCGGCUCUACCGACGUCUUUACGCGAUCCGACGACGAAUUAAUUUUCGCCCAGUUUCCCCUUCAACUUGCCAACUCUAUCGCCCUGUUUGACGGCCCGGCCUCAGUUUCUGUCGCCCCCACCAAAACGGUCAACACGAUCACAAUGACAACCGAGCAGCUCAUUUACUACAACUACUUCUCGGCCUCGAUGUACUGCCCGACCACGCUGGAGACGUUGUCGUGCUGUUAUUGUGGUCAUUUCAACGCCACAGUGACAGAAUUUGCAAUUUUUACGAAUAACGAAUUGAACACGAAGGCGUUGGUCACGUUGCACAGCAGUUUGCGCGAAAUUGUGGUCAGUUUCAGGGGGAGCGUCACUUUCAUGAAUUGGAUCAUGGACCUGACCCUCUUGCCGACACAAGUUUCCGGAGUGGAAAUUCAUACUGGAUUCUAUUUAAGCUUAAUGUCUCUUUAUAACGAGAUUGUGGAAGAAGUUGGCUUUCUGCUCCUUCAAAAUCCGGGAUUUCAUGUCGUUGUAAACGGUCACAGCUUAGGCGCCGCGAUGGCGUCUGUGUUCAUAUUUCAAUUAACGACUCUUAACCAAUUUCCUGGGACGCAGUAUUCCUUAGUGACAUUUGGUCAACCGAGGACGGGAAAUGUGGGAUAUGCAGAUUAUAUGAAUGCUCUCCCCAUUCCGAUGGCCAGGGUGGUCGCUAGAGCCGACAUAGUCCCUCACAUCCCACCCGUUAGCGCCUUCGGGGUCGUCGACGUUCUCACCGGCAUCAAUUAUGUGCAUCACACUCAAGAAGUUUGGAUCAAUGGUAAUGUUCCCCCAACUUUUUGUUCCAAGAAUAUCUACGAGGAUCCCACCUGUUCCAAUUCGCUCGGACCGUUGUACUCCGUUCUGGACCAUAACCAGUAUUUCGAUGCGGAUUAUUCCGUUUGCAUCCUGGUCGAGGGAUGGUUGGGGAUAGACUUUGUAACCGUGGAGGGCUUCACCCCGACCAAUUUUAUCCCUCCGAUGCCCACCGUGAUGCAAGGCUUCCUCACGGGCUUGAUACAAGGCGGGUAUCAAGGCGCAUUACCAUCGCUAGGGUAACUAUUUCGGAUUAUAUCUUCGUCCCAAUUAUUAAGAAUCAUUUUUGUACAAUAUCAAUGUAAAUAUGUAUGUUAGUGGUUUUGUGCAAUUGUCGUGUUUAAUAGGUUAUUAAAAUUGCAUUUGUCAAAAAAUAAAUAAAAUCGAAAUCAUAAUA
Messenger RNA from Folsomia candida, 1382 nucleotides. RefSeq names its product lipase. The record is from RefSeq and is a predicted model, not a curated record. Gene Ontology annotation, biological process: lipid metabolic process. The transcript has 3 exons. Bases 68 to 1228 code for a protein of 386 amino acids. NCBI's taxonomy places the organism in Eukaryota, Metazoa, Arthropoda, Collembola, Entomobryomorpha, Isotomidae.